AUGCCAAUAGACACCCUCUUCCCACAGAAGUUGGCGACACAACUCAAUGAAGAACCGACUGAGAUAGGAAAGACACUUGACAUAAUCAAAAGCGGUGAUGUUGUAGCCAGGAAGGAUGUGGCAUAUCUUGUCACAAGGACACCAGCACCUUUUCACUUUAGCAAGUCACCAACUACUUCUUACGACUCGACAAAUCCAAACAAAGUAAUUUGUGAAGCAAAAGAGGGGGUGUUGUCCGUGAAAAUAUUUGAUUCGACGCGGCGCGUGGUUGAGGCAUUGAGUGAGGUACUAACAACAAAUCGGAUAAGUGAGCUUCGGGAGUGUUUUGAGUGUCAGAAUGAUGUUGAGAAACGUGGGCCCUGGCUGUUUUAUAUCAACAAUGUGAUAUUCACAAAAAAGUGUUGGGAAGAUGAGGUCCAAACAAAUGUUGUCGAGUGGCUCAACUUCAGAACAUUUGACACGGACGCUGUGACAGCACGACCGACUCUAUGUGUUGACGACAAGCAGCUUGGUGACAUUAAUAUUACAAUCGACAGGCCGUGUCUCUUUGGCCAUCUCUAUAACUGUGAACAUAACUUUGUCUUUGCUGACGCACGCAUCCCAACACAAGCAGACACAACUUCAAAGUACCCCGCAAUCGUUUACAGAAAGCUGCGCGCAACGCGAAGGUGUUCAAUCUGUGAAACAAACAAACCAAUCUACCAAGUCGUUGGCGAUGAACUCACACCAACAGAUCCGGCUUUCCUCUGUAAUGAAUGCUUUUCUCUUCUUCACCCCAACUACGAUAACGACAACACAUUCAAGUUAUUCAAACUCUGA
Messenger RNA from Entamoeba invadens IP1, 819 nucleotides. RefSeq lists its product as hypothetical. NCBI's taxonomy places the organism in Eukaryota, Evosea, Mastigamoebida, Endamoebidae. Gene Ontology annotation, cellular component: snRNA-activating protein complex. Gene Ontology annotation, biological process: snRNA transcription by RNA polymerase III; snRNA transcription by RNA polymerase II. The transcript has a single exon. Gene Ontology annotation, molecular function: core promoter sequence-specific DNA binding; bent DNA binding; RNA polymerase II cis-regulatory region sequence-specific DNA binding. The record is from RefSeq and is a predicted model, not a curated record. The coding region runs from base 1 to 819 and encodes 272 amino acids.